Molecule: messenger RNA, 1397 nt
Organism: Fusarium graminearum PH-1
Lineage: Eukaryota; Fungi; Ascomycota; Sordariomycetes; Hypocreales; Nectriaceae
Exons: 2
Coding region: 172-1212 (346 amino acids)
Molecular function (GO): hydrolase activity
Source: RefSeq, a predicted model, not a curated record
AUACAACAAACACAUUGAUUCUCUAGUUAAUGAACACUAGAAAUCAUCAAUCAUUUCCCCCUAUUUCGAAUCGAUUGCAUAGAAGGAACAUCACAAUCCUUCCUAAUUCCCAAAGCCCAGCUCUUGCAGCUUCAACCUCCAUAUCCAUCCACAGCUCACCCAACCGCAAACAUGUCCGACGACCAGCUCAUCCUCCCCAUCAUCGACUCCCACAUCCACCUCUACCCAGCCUCCGAAGUCGACUCGCUGUCCUGGUACACCCCUGAGAACCCUCUCGCCGGCCAGCACUCUCUCGAAGAAUACCGUGAAGCUACCUCUUCAGCCCCGUCUCUCCUGGGCUUCGUCUUUGUCGAGACAGACCGCAAGAACGAUGUUGAAGCUGGCGCCGCAGAUGGAUCUGGCUGGGAGGGCCCCCUAGCUGAGGUCUCUUGGCUCAAGCGUAUUGCGCUCGGCCAACCGCGUGAGGGCGAGGGACACACGGCCGAGGACGCAAAGCUGUGUCUUGGCAUUGUUCCUUGGGCGCCUGUGGUCAGUGGUCCUGAGGUGUUGGAGCGUUACCUCGACCGCGUCAAGGAGGAAGCUGGAGAUGCUUGGCCAAAGAUCAAGGGUUUCCGCUAUCUGCUACAGGACAAGCCUCAUGGUACCAUGCUGGACGACAAGUUCAUCGAGGGUGUAAAGCUGCUUGGCCGUCGUGGUUUCACCUUUGACGUUGGUGUUGACCAGCACCGCCGAGGAAAGAAGCAACUUGAAGAGGUCGUCGCAUUCGUCGAACGUGUUCACGAUGGUGUCCCAGAGGAGGAAAAGGUCACACUGGUGCUAAACCAUCUCUGCAAACCAGACUUUAGCGUCAUCAACGUCACAUCCGAUCCAGGAUUUCAUGCCUGGCGCACCGCCGUCUACGCUCUUAGCAAAGACUCUCAUGUCUACAUGAAGCUCUCGGGCGGUUUCUCUGAGAUGCCCGAUUCCUUGCGAAAGCAGGACCCCAGCCAUAUUUUCGAGGCUACACUUGGCUGGCUCGGCAUCACCCUUGCUACAUUUGGCCCUAGCCGUAUCAUGUUUGGUAGCGACUGGCCUGUAUGCACUGCCGGAACUGACAAUGCCUGGCCCAGGUGGCGCAGCAUUGUUGAGCGCAUGUGCUGGAUGGCGACCCUCGGUGACGAGGAGCGUGCCAUGAUCUUUGGUGGAACGGCCAAGAAGGCUUACAACCUCUAGAAGAACCAGAGGCAUUGUGAGAACAAGUAGCAUACAGGUUGUUCACACCCCUGGGAAAGAUAGUAUAUAAGGAGAUGAGUGAAUGCCAGGCUGAACUGAUAUUCAAUACCCAACAUAUAUAAAGGACAAGCUCUUUUGAUGAGACGAUGAGAUAGAGAGUCGGGGAUUUCAACUAUACAUAAUAA